UUGGCACGGAGUCUGUUGAGCCAGUUGACAGAUUCUCUGCCUGCGCAGCAGACGUGGAGCAUCUGUCUUCUCCAUCCCAGCUGGGAAUAGAGAGUGAUUUGCUGACAUUUGCGAGCCAAACUCUGGACUGACUGUACAGGUUUGGAAGAACAGUUUUACGUCACUCCGAAAAAUCUGAAGUGGGCUACCUAAAGGAACCAUAGGGAUUGAUCCCAUCCCUGACAUUCCUUUUUUGGUGUUUACCCCACUUAUUUUGCUGGUGGUUUUUGGUCACAAAACACCAUGAGCUCAUGUCAGCGAAAGCGCCGUGGAGGAGCAGUUGGCUCCAGACCAGCUCGGAAAAGGAGCAGGCUGCUGCCCUCCAGCGCAGGUGGAGCUUCGCAGACAGAGCCAAUAGACCUUGAGGAAAGUGGUGCGCCUGCUUUUGAGCCUGAUGUCAUCGAUCUCACACAUGAAGAUGACAUCAUCAAUCUCAGACGUGAAGAGGACAUCAUCGAUCUCACACGUGAAGAUGACAUCAUUGAUCUCACACGUGAAGACAACAUUAUCGAUCUCACAGGCGAAGACGACGUCAUUGAUCUCACUGGCGAAGACGACGUCAUUGAUCUCACAGGCGAAGACGACAUCAUUGAUCUCACAGGCGAAGACGACAUCAUCGAUCUCACUGGUGAAGAUGACAUCAUUGAUCUCACUGGUGAAGACGACAUCAUUGAUCUCACAGGCGAAGACGACAUCAUCGAUCUCACUGGCGAAGACGACAUCAUUGAUCUCACUGGCGAAGACGACGUCAUUGAUCUCACAGGCGAAGACGACAUCAUCGAUCUCACUGGCGAAGAUGACAUCAUCGAUCUCACUGGUGAAGACGACAUCAUUGAUCUCACAGGCGAAGACGACAUCAUUGAUCUCACUGGUGAAGAUGACAUCAUUGAUCUCACAGGCGAAGACGACAUCAUUGAUCUCACUGGUGAAGAUGACAUCAUUGAUCUCACUGGUGAAGACGACAUCAUUGAUCUCACAGGCGAAGACGACAUCAUUGAUCUCACUGGUGAAGAUGACAUCAUUGAUCUCACUGGUGAAGACGACAUCAUCGAUCUCACUGGUGAAGAUGACAUCAUCGAUCUCACAGGCGAAGACAACAUCAUCGAUCUCACUGGUGAAGAAGACAUCAUCGAUCUCACUGGUGAAGAAGACAUCAUUGAUCUCACACGUGAAGACGACAUCAUCAAUCUCACACGUGAAGAAGACAUCAUCGAUCUCACACGUGAAGAAGACAUCAUCGAUCUCACACGUGAAGAAAACAUCAUAGAUCUCACAGGUGGAUCUUCUGAGCCUGAAGUCAUCACUAUCAGUGACGAUGAGUCUCCUUUGGACAGGGAGCAGAGCCAGCAGCAGCCACAUCUUUCCAGAGCAUCAGCUGAAUCACUGGCAAUGGAUGAUGAAGAAGAUAGUGAUGAUGAUUGGCUACGAUUUGAUUUCAAUCGUCGAUUUUGGUCAGAUGAGGAUUCACAGGACAGGGAGCAGAACCAGCAGCAACCACAUGUUUCCAGUACAGCAGGGAAUUCAGCUGAUCUACUGGCAAGGGAUGAUGAAGAGGAACCAAGGGAUGUUGAUGGUGCAUGGCCAGCAGGUCCUGCCAGUCGUCCACUUGGGGAGGAUGAGGACUCAGAGGAAUGGGAGCCCCCACACUUUUUCAGAAGAGCAGAGAAUUCAGCUGAGCUGCCUGCAAGGGAUACUGAAGAGGAACCAAGAGAUAAUCAAGGCAGAUGGCCAGACAGUGUAUACGUUGCUCGAAUUUGGAUGCAUUAUUACUCAGAGUGGUGGUAUUUGCGGCGCCAGCCACAUUUCGUCAGAGCAGAAGACAAUUCAGCUAUGCUAGUGAUGGAGAACAAUCAAGAGGAAGGAAGAGAUAAUAAUGAUUCUCUUCGCUCAAGUGCACAGCCAGCAGGUCCUGCCAGUCCUCCAACUAGUGAAGAUGAGGACUCAGAGGUGGGAAUUAACAUGUUCUCAUAAUUUCUACUUUGUGGGAGGGGAGGGGACAACUCAGUUGUUUUAGGUGGGUGCCACAGGCAGCUGGCUGGAAGCACAGCCCUUGCUGGGAAGCUCCAACUUGCCCGUUCCUCCAAGUUCCUCCUUGGUGAUGUCCAUAGAGGGAGAAACCCUCUGGCAGAGGGCUCUGGCACUGGCAGAUGUAUGUGUUCCUUGUAGUUCUAGCAUUGCUUAACAAAUUGCACAUAUUUCAAGUCCAGUUUUCCUGGUGCCAAUAGAGCAGCAAACUGGAAUUCUUUACUCCCAAUGCCUGUUGUGGUUUCCAUUCUUCAGCAGUGGUUCACCUUAUACUGAGUAUUUAUGGGUAUCACAUUUGAAUUUUCCCUUUUGAGGGAGAAAAAGGGAAAGAAAGCUCCAGGCCAAAUCCAAUUAGGGAACAGAAACAGGGCGGGAAGAAGGAGGGUGUUCAGGGGGUUCUCAGCUGUCUCUGUUCCUACCCUGUUGCAGUAGUGAGAGCAGAAUUAGCAGCACCCACUUCUUUGUUAUUCAGGGCAGCAGCUCUUUGUGCUACUGCUCUGAAUGUUCCUAACUAAACACAGAGGGUGAUGGCCUACCCUUCCUCACCUCCCUGCUGUAACUGCUUUCUGAGCUGAGCUUUGUGUGCAGCACCCCGGGGCUCACCAAAUCUAACUGUAUCUUCUUUUCUCUUCCUUUCCAUGUGUGUUGAUGGAAGUUUCUUGAAGUGCAUGAACAAGAAAGGAGAAAUGUUACACUGAACAGCCAGGAACAGGUGCAUGGCUCUGAUAUUGGAACAGGAGCUAAUGAUGCACCUGUGGCUGAUUCUGCCCCUGCAGGACAGGGAGCAGAGGAGGAGAACACUGGAAGUUCAGAGUAUGUAUGGCUCAUGCCCUACCAAACACAGAAUUCUGUGCCUUUCUUUCUUUUCUGCAUAGGACUAAGUUAUACUGCUAUGCCUGGUUUAUCUUUGAAGCCUUCCCAUACUCUCUGUAUUUCCCUCUUUCUCCCCUGUUGCAUGAUGAUCAAAUGACACCAUUUGCAUUCUGGGAGAAAAAGGCAGCCCAGAGCAGAUGUACAACUUUGCACAGAGGCUUAGAGAUCAGUGUGGGGGUACGGCAAGGAAGGGGGAUUGGUCACAGGCCAUAGCUCAGUAUUGCAUUUGCUUUUUCUGACAAGCUCUACUAGUGAUGUUAGAUAAGGAAAUGCUUCCAUUGUUAUCAAUGGGGCUUGGCAUCAUGGAACUGGCAGGCAGCAGCUGAACAAUUUCCAGCAGAAAUUCCCUGCUGGAAUGGUGCCAGCUGGUUGCCUUUCUCCUGGAUCUGGAGCCCUUCUUCCCAAGGCAGACUUGCACACAGGCAGUUGUGGAGGUCAUGCUUUUAUGGCCAGUGCUGGAUGUCACAAGCCCUGGUUUGUUUGCUUCUGUGAUGGAGAUCUUGCAGUUCAAGUUGAGUGCCUGCCCAGUGAAAUUCCCAUUCUGCAGAGAAACAGGAAAGUCCUGCUGUAGGAGCACUCCAUCAGGAUAAGAAUGAUGCAAUUCUUUAGACUGAUUAAAUUAAACCAGCUGUCUGUGUCACUAGGGAAGACAAAGAACAUGGGAAUUAUGCUCUGCUUCCUCUAGUGCACAGCAAGGAGUUGUCAUUAGAUGUCCCAUUUGCAUGGAAUUUUACUCAGAGUUUAUGCAACGUGGACGACAGCUUGUGUCAACCAUGUGUGGCCAUCUCUUCUGCAGUAGAUGCCUCCCUCUUGCCCUUGAGGCUGUUCACAUGUGCCCAACCUGCAGAUGGGAACUCAAUCCAGAGCAAUACCAUGCCAUUUAUUUAUGAGUGCUUCUGUUUCUCAGGACAGACUUAGAUGGAUCUUGGAGAAUAGGCGAUAUAGAGACUUGUUUCUUCAUGUUUCUAGUUCUUCCUAUAUAUAGUUUCAUUUUUGCUGAAUUCAAUUUAAAUAAAGUUUUGAUUGAUUUAAA
Molecule: messenger RNA, 3970 nt
Organism: Passer domesticus (house sparrow)
Lineage: Eukaryota; Metazoa; Chordata; Aves; Passeriformes; Passeridae
Exons: 15
Coding region: 283-2010 (575 amino acids)
Source: RefSeq, a predicted model, not a curated record